GUUUUGCCAAGUUUAUAACAGAUGCUUCACAAACGGCACCAGAACUCUUCUCCGCCGACCACUGUGCAAGCAACGAACUAUUUGAAGACGUAUGUGUCGUUUUCAGUGCGUGGAAGCGUCUGGCAAAAAUGAGGAGUUCCAAAGAGAAAUGGUCUGAGGCGGACUUCGUGGCUAACGUUUACAACGUAUUCCGAACUUCUGCAAUCAGGGAAAGCACCUUCCGGGUGCAAUGCGCAAUUUCGCUCCCGCAACCGCAAGACACAUUUCAAAACGCCCUCGAUGUGCCUCGCGUGUUGAAUACGAAGACCGUCAUCCCUGACUGCGCAAUCUUCAUUCCCGCUUCACGGACUCGACCAUUGUCUCAUUCUGCCAAGUCACCAUAUAAGCUCCUCAAGAACCACCCUGCUGUAGUCAAAGCCGGGAAUGCGGCCAAGAGGUCUUCUUUCAGGUACCAGAGUACCCCGUGUGCUCAGCUUCCCGAUAUGCCUGGCUUCGAGUUCGCAAGCAGCUUUUGGGAGGAUAAGAAGCCAGUGCAUGCUCUUCUUGAUGACGCGUAUCGCCAGAACCGCAUGUCAACGACUGCUGCUGUUCGGCAUUUACACUCCCUUGGUAUCCAUGCCCCUGUCACGGGGCUUAUUUGGGCAGAUGGAGUUGUCCGUGCGCAUGUUGAUUGGUGUGAAGAAUCAGAGGGAAAGACAGUAUGUCGAUUCUCAUUCUGGUCUGGAUUAUCUUAUGAAGUUAUGGCAUUGCAGUUCGUGAUGUCUGCUCCGUACUGUGGUCCCAAAGAUCGAUCAUCAAACGACGUGUUCCACGAGUGGAAACUUGAUCGUCCAAGCGAUAUUUUGCAGGUUUACUUCCUUGUUCGGAAUAUUGACGAGUGGACCACAGGCAAAUUCUCAGAACAUAUUGUCCGGGGUGUCAAUCAAAUGGUGGACAAGCUGUCCUCUAGCGAAAGGACAUAUAAACCCUGGAAAUGGGUUGGGGACCUGGCACCUCCAUUAAAGACCAACGCAUUGAAAGAGAAUCACAACAUUUCUGUUACCACAGUUGUGACUUCGGAUGCGUCUCCCUCUCCACCUAAGCCCAAGAGCAGGCGACGGAGACGCAGGUCCAGUAAUUGAUA
Suillus subaureus is the source of this 1123-nucleotide messenger RNA. RefSeq lists its product as uncharacterized. The transcript has 3 exons. The annotation marks the transcript as partial. The record is from RefSeq and is a predicted model, not a curated record. NCBI's taxonomy places the organism in Eukaryota, Fungi, Basidiomycota, Agaricomycetes, Boletales, Suillaceae.